AUAUAUAUAUAUAUAUAUAUAUAUUUAUAUUUAUGUGUAUACCAAAUAUAUAUCUCAAAAGCAAAACAUCACGGAACUCAAUGACUUGUACAACUAUCAUCUUUGUUUAAUAAUUAUAUUUGGAAUUUGUAAAAAAUACUGAAGAGGGUUAUUCGAUUUUAUAUAGAUCAUGCAAUUUCAGCAUCGAUGGAAAAGGAUACUAAAAAUGAAAAGCACAUUGUCUGGCUUGAUAUGGAGAUGACAGGCUUAGAAGUGGAAAAGUGUCAUAUUUUAGAACUUGCAUGUUUAAUAACUGAUGAACAGCUAAAGCCUGCGAGCGAUUGUUUAAACAUUAUUAUACAUCAAUCGGAUGAAAUUUUAGACAACAUGUCCAACUGGUGCAAAGUACAACACAAAAAGGCAAUUUUACCUUUUUCAAACAAUUGUCGCUCGAGUAAGAUUACAUUGGAGGACGCUCAACAAAAAAUGCUACAAUAUUUGGAGAGCCAUGUGCCAAAAGGAAUGUGUCCAUUAGCUGGAAAUUCAGUUUACAUGGAUCGUAUAUUCCUCAGGAAAUAUAUGCCAUUAAUCGAUGAUUAUUUACACUACAGAAUUAUUGAUGUCAGUACGAUCAAAGAGUUAGCUAGGUACAAGAAUCAACUGAUUACUUCGUAAUUUGUAUGUCAACUUAUAUUUGCAUUUCGUAAAGUAAGGAUUCGUGCAUGUAUAAAAUAUUUGUUUUAAAUUGAUAAGUAUAAGACAUAUUUUUU
Formica exsecta is the source of this 749-nucleotide messenger RNA. RefSeq names its product probable oligoribonuclease. The record is from RefSeq and is a predicted model, not a curated record. NCBI's taxonomy places the organism in Eukaryota, Metazoa, Arthropoda, Insecta, Hymenoptera, Formicidae. Gene Ontology annotation, molecular function: 3'-5'-RNA exonuclease activity; nucleic acid binding. Gene Ontology annotation, cellular component: mitochondrion. The coding region runs from base 187 to 654 and encodes 155 amino acids. The transcript is spliced from 3 exons.